Molecule: messenger RNA, 835 nt
Organism: Ostrea edulis (European flat oyster)
Lineage: Eukaryota; Metazoa; Mollusca; Bivalvia; Ostreida; Ostreidae
Exons: 3
Coding region: 436-744 (102 amino acids)
Source: RefSeq, a predicted model, not a curated record
ACUAGAAUUCUUCUCGGACAUAUACAGAGUCUAUGUUGGAACUGCCAUGUGAUUAUUUAUAUAAUUAAUGCAUCCAGAAUGUAAGCAAAUGCAACCAACAAACAUAUUUUUUUUUACGUUGCCGCGAUUUUGACGUUUCAAGUUCACGAACUUUGACGUCGUUUUCUGUGAAUUGUGACGUCGAAAGAUAAGGGCCCUUUUCUCAUGACGCCUCUGAAAGGGGGAACCAUAAUUCCUUUGACUACUGGCAAUCAAUUACAAUCAGAAAUAACAAAAAUUGCAUCUCUUCCUUAAAUGUCAUAAUCAAUUGAGGACCGCAAUGUGCUGCACGUCCUAUGUAUUCAGGGGGAAAUAACUCGUACAUCAUUGUGAAAAAUGUAUCCCAUUGCUUUCAAAUCAAGGUUAUUAUUCUUUAAACUACAUUUUCUCUCUUAGAUGAAGAUCGCACUGCUGGCCAUUGUUUUCGUGUUUUACAAAGUCUCCCAAGCAUUUCCAGCACCUCCCUGUACGGUUGGGGACUUCAAGUUGAACGAAAAACUAGAGACAUUAAAUGGUUGCAUUGUUGAAAUAUGCACACACAGAAAAUUUGGAGAAUCUAACUGCACGAUGUUAUCAAACGCUGGACGCUGUGGAGCAGAUGACUUAGAUGUUCCAAACAGGAAGAUGGCUUGCGAUUGCUGUUUUUCACCAAAUAUCGCCAUCCAUCCACAGAUUGUGUUUGAUCCAGAGAUGCCAGGAAAAUAAACAUCCGAAUGGUGUUUGUACGAAAAUAUAUGCGUACAGCACAUAAAACAUUUCAGAGUUGUUUUAAGUUACUUGGCGACAAUGAGAAUAA